Messenger RNA from Helianthus annuus (common sunflower), 1318 nucleotides. RefSeq names its product protein WVD2-like 4. Bases 100 to 1206 code for a protein of 368 amino acids. The record is from RefSeq and is a predicted model, not a curated record. The transcript is spliced from 6 exons. Gene Ontology annotation, molecular function: microtubule binding. NCBI's taxonomy places the organism in Eukaryota, Viridiplantae, Streptophyta, Magnoliopsida, Asterales, Asteraceae.
CAUAAUUAAUAAUAACUUCUUAUAAUUUCUUCUUCUUCUUCUUCUUCUUAUUCUUCAGUCAUCAUCAACACCUCCAUUCAUUCAUUCUGUUACAAAGGAAUGGAGUCCGGAAAUGAGGUUACUUCAGAACCCGAAAUCGCUGUGGAGGAUGUGAAAACGAACGUGACGGAUGUAGAAAAUUUGAACAAAGUUGAUGAAGAAGUUGAUUCAUCAAGAACCGAAGCGAAUCAACCUUCUGACAAUGCCGAUAAGCCGAAAGCCCGAAACGCGGGUAACGUGUCCACCAAAGGGAGUACUGUCAAGAACAGCAAAAUGGGUAACAGUGGUAAAAAAACUGGUACAUUUGGUACAACUCCAAGACCAAGUUUGUCUCAAAGUUUAUCUUUCCCUACAAAAACGCCAUCACCUAACCUCGCGAAACAAGUCGUGGAACCCACAUUAUCCACAUCAGCAUCUUCGCGAUCAAACCUUGCGCUUAGAAGAACUUCCACUGGGUUGAAACCGGUCAAAACUGCAGCCGCGGUUAAAGAAGAUGAUAGCGCCAGUUCGACUGCUUCACCAAAUGCCACCACCCCUGGCGGGGGGCGUAGGAGCAGCACCUCGGGUUUUUCUUUUAGGUUGGAUGAGCGAGCCGAAAGGCGAAAACAGUUUUUUUCAAAGAUUGAGGAGAGAGUUCAAGCAAAAGAAGUAGAAAAGACUAAUAUGCAAGCAAAGUCAAAGGAAAGCCAAGAAGAGGAGAUAAAGAAACUGAGAAAGAGUUUGACAUUUAAAGCUACACCAAUGCCAAACUUUUACAAAGAGCCCCCUCCCAAACCUCAACUCAAGAAGAUACCAACUACGCGUCCAAGAUCACCAAAGCUGGGCCGAAGCAAGAGCUCUCUGAGCAAGCCAUCGGAACCAAUGGAGAGUCCUCGAGUCGUUAGAGACCAAACCAUGUCACCUAGGUGCAACCCCACGAACCGUGACAAAGCUUCCAACCCGCACAACAGAAAAUCUUUGACCAAAACAUCAGAAGCGGAAACUAGCAAGCUAAAAGAAAAGGGGUUGAAACCAGAAGUCAAGGAGGAGAAUGCUAGCAACGCCCCGGAUGACAGACCUCAAGAAGUUGAAGGUUGUGUAGAUGUCGAUACGGUGCAGGAAAGCGGGUUCAGUUCGAGUUCGGCCAAUCAGGAUAUGACACCUAAGGACAUUGUUGUUGGAGGUUGAAGUUUUGAUUUUAUGAAGUGUAUGUAACUGGAUGGUGGUUGCUUUUGUUUUGAUGUUUUAAAGGGUUCCUAUGCAGUGAAUUUACUGGUAAAAAUGGAUCUGUUUGUUUAUU